Messenger RNA from Impatiens glandulifera, 2150 nucleotides. Its product is annotated as phragmoplastin DRP1E-like. The transcript has 15 exons. The record is from RefSeq and is a predicted model, not a curated record. Gene Ontology annotation, molecular function: GTP binding; microtubule binding; GTPase activity. Gene Ontology annotation, cellular component: cytoplasm; microtubule; membrane. Bases 86 to 1975 code for a protein of 629 amino acids. Lineage: Eukaryota; Viridiplantae; Streptophyta; Magnoliopsida; Ericales; Balsaminaceae.
AUCAUUCAUUUCUAAAUUCUAACAGAGCUCACGAUUCUAGGGUUUAAUCGUUCAUAAUCUUCAACGAUUUCGUUUAUCAGAUCAUAUGGCCACCAUGGAAAGUUUAAUCGGUUUAGUCAAUCGAAUUCAAAGAGCUUGUACUGCUCUCGGUGAUCAUGGCGGUGGAGACUCAACUCUUUCAUCUCUUUGGGACGCUCUUCCUUCCGUCGCCGUCGUCGGUGGCCAGAGUUCUGGAAAAUCAUCUGUGUUGGAGAGUAUAGUCGGGAGGGAUUUUCUUCCUAGAGGAUCUGGUAUUGUGACAAGGAGACCUUUAGUAUUGCAGCUUUAUCAGAUUGAAAGUGGACAGGAUUAUGCUGAGUUUUCUCACUUGCCUCGCAGGAAAUUCACAGAUUUCUCUCUUGUUCGCAAGGAAAUUGAGAAUGAAACCGAUAGGGUUACAGGGAAGACGAAGCAGAUUUCGCCUGUUCCGAUUCAUCUUAGUAUUUAUUCUCGAAAUGUUGUCAACUUAACCUUGAUUGAUUUGCCUGGUUUGACCAAAGUUGCGGUUGAGGGACAGCCUGAAAGUAUUGUUCAGGAUAUUGAGAGCAUGGUUAAUACAUAUGUUGAGAAGCCUAACUCUAUUAUACUGGCCAUAUCUCCAGCCAAUCAAGAUAUUGCAACAUCUGAUGCUAUCAAGCUUGCAAGGGAAGUAGAUCCAACAGGUGAACGAACAUUUGGAGUUUUGACAAAGUUGGAUCUGAUGGAUAAGGGAACAAAUGCAUUGGAUGUCCUUGAAGGAAGAUCAUACCGCUUGCAGCAUCCUUGGGUUGGAGUUGUUAAUCGUUCACAAGCUGAUAUCAACAAAAAUGUAGAUAUGGUUUCUGCUAGAGAGAAGGAACGUGAAUACUUUGCCACAAGUCCUGACUAUUCACAUUUGACCAGUAAAAUGGGUUCAGAAUAUCUCGCAAAGCUUCUCUCAAUGCACUUGGAGUCCGUAAUCAGGGCUAGAUUACCUAGUAUCACAUCAUUGAUUAACAAAAAUAUUGAUGAACUUGAAUCUGAGAUGGACCAUCUUGGUAGGCCUAUUGCUGUUGAUGCAGGGGCCCGAUUGUACACCAUUUUGGAGCUUUGUCGUGCAUUUGACAAAAUAUUCAAGGAACAUUUGGAUGGAGGGCGACCAGGAGGUGAUCGAAUUUAUGGUGUAUUUGACCACCAGCUCCCUGCUGCUUUAAGGAAGCUUCCAUUUGAUCGACAUCUAUCUCUUCAGAAUGUCAAGAAAAUUGUUACACAAUCCGAUGGUUAUCAACCACACUUGAUUGCUCCUGAACAAGGGUAUCGUCGCCUUAUUGAGGGUUCAUUGAAUUUUUUUAGGGGGCCAGCAGAAGCAUCUGUGGAUGCUGUCCAUAUUGUCUUGAGAGAACUUGUGAGGAAGUCGAUAGGAGAAACUCAGGAAUUGAAGAGAUUUCCUACAUUACAAGCUGAGAUUGCUACUGCCUGUAACGAAGCCUUGGAAAAGUUUCGAGAAGAAAGUAAGAAGACAGUUACUAGAUUGGUGGAGAUGGAAUCUUCAUAUCUCACAGUCGAUUUCUUUAGAAAACUUCCUCAAGAAAUAGAAAAGGCGGUUGGGAAUAAUCCUGCCAAUUCUGCUGCUGGUCCACCGGGAAAUAAUCCAGCUAAUAAUCCUAAUAUUGAUCGUUACGGAGAAAGCCACUUCAGGAGAAUAGGAUCAAAUGUGUCUUCUUAUGUUAAUAUGGUUUCUGAUAUACUCAAGAACACAAUACCCAAAGCAGUGGUUUAUUGUCAAGUUAGAGAAGCUAAAAGAUCAUUGCUUAAUCAUUUUUACACUCAGUUGGGCAAGCAAGAGGGUAAUCAUCUUUUGCAAAUGCUGGACGAGGAUCCAGCACUUAUGGAAAGGAGGCAACAGUGUUCGAAUAGACUUGAGUUAUACAAGUCUGCAAGAGAUGAGAUCGACUCUGUCUCAUGGUCGGCUCGAUAAAAUAUGUGUAAAGGUUUAAAUACAAUAGGUAUACACUGUUUUUAGAACUUAUAUUGAACAUCUGUAGAUUCUUAUUUUUAAAUUGUCUACUAGCUACUGUCUAUUCUUCCCAUUUUGUUUGUAUGAUUAUUGUAACUACUUAUUACAUGAAUGAUUAGUGUCUUCAUCAUUGUCA